AUGAAGUUCUAUCUUCCCAUUGCUCUGAUGCUUGCCGCAUUGGCAAUUGCCGGCCCAGCGAACAACGCUGAAGCAGGCAAAGGGGACGUGGAUGGCCACCGCUGCCAUAAGGGACUCCAUCACUGUCUCGAUAUGUCGGAUAACGGUCUAGCUAACACCACGCUCUACAGCAUUGCCACCACCAUGACAAGUUCAAGGACAAGGAAAGAAAAGGAUGCAUUCAUCGAUGCCACCGCCGUUUUUGCCAUGAUGGGAAGCAUGGCCAUGAUCACUAUGGCCACGAUGGCCAUGACGGCAAGGACGGUCAUGAUGGUCAUGAUGGCCACCACGGCCAUGACGGCAAGGGCCAUGGCUACGACGAUGACGACGAGUAAGCACUUCGCGUGA
Aspergillus terreus NIH2624 is the source of this 387-nucleotide messenger RNA. RefSeq lists its product as uncharacterized. The record is from RefSeq and is a predicted model, not a curated record. Lineage: Eukaryota; Fungi; Ascomycota; Eurotiomycetes; Eurotiales; Aspergillaceae. The transcript is spliced from 3 exons. Bases 1 to 387 code for a protein of 128 amino acids.